CCAAUCCCCUCAAAACUCUAAAACAAAGAAAAGCAUACACAUAUACAUAAUUACAGAGAUGGCAACGUUGCAAGCUCACAAUCUUCUCUUAUCAUCAUCAUCAUCAUCAUCAUCAGUGAUUGCAUCAAAGAAGCAUGGUUUGAGGUUCAAAGCUGGCAUCUCUAAGCCACUUAAUAUCAAGAACAAAGCUCUUCCUUCACUUUCAAAGGUUGGAAUAAGAGAAACUAUGUCAAGUUCAAUCUCAAACAACAUCUCUAUCAUCAACAAACUGGAAACCACCCCUGCUAUCACAAUUGAUGAUAAAGAAGUAGAUAUGCUAGUAGUAUCUAAGCUCUAUGCCAUCGCUGAGGUGGUUGCAGACCGAGCGGAGAUGCAUGAGAUCAUCGGAGAACAAAGGAAUAACUGGAACACACUCUUGCUUAACUCCAUCAACUCCAUCAACCUCAUUGCUUCAAUCAUGGCUGGUCUUUCUACCAUCUCCAUGGGUGAUCAAUCACAGCAUUUUCUGGCAUUCAAGCUUUCUUCUGCUCUCUUAUUCACAGCAGCAACAGGCAUGAUGCUUAUUGUCAACAAGAUCCAACCAUCACAGCUUGCUGAAGAGCAAAGGAAUGCAACCAGACUGUUCAAACAGCUAGAGAGAUCAAUCCAUACAUCUCUUGAUCAACUCCAGAGCUCUACUUUUACUCCUACUGAAAUGGAUGUGGAGGAAGCCAUGGAGAAGGUGCUGGCUCUUGACAAGGCUUAUCCUCUUCCUUUGCUCCCCGGGAUGCUCGAGAAGUUCCCGAAGAACAUCGAGCCUACCGUAUGGUGGCCCAAGCUCCAAACGAGGAGGAGAUCAUCAUCAUCAGCACAAGAUGGAAAGAUGAGAGGGCUGCUCAAAGUUCUGAAAGAGAAGGAUGAGGAACAGUAUGUUUGGCAUGGCAACCUGUUUGUGAAGAUCAACAAGUGUUUGGCCAUCUCAGGGCCUUUGUUGGCAGGAAUAGGUGCAGUAGGUGCUGGUUUGAUUGGGACUCCUGCACUUGGGCAAUGGCCUGUGUUGUUUGGAGUAAUGGGUGGUGUUCUAGCAACCAUGAUCAACACUUUGGAGCAUGGUUUUCAGAUUGGCAUGUUGAUUGAGAUGUUUAGGAACUGUGCUGGAUUUUAUAGGAAGUUGGAAGAGGAGAUCACUGAGUUCAACUCAGAGGAGAGCUGUCAAGAGGACAUAGAGAUGUUUGAGAUGAACAUGGCUUUGCAACUUGGAAGAAGAGUUUCAGAGCUUGAGGACUUUGCUUCUUGUGCUUCUCCUUCAGUUAAAGGUGCUGAGUUUGAAGGAUUUGCUGGGAAGCUCUUCUAAUUUAUACUGAUUAAGUUAAUGUACUAAUUAGUGAUGAUUAGUUG
This is a messenger RNA of Dioscorea cayenensis subsp. rotundata (Guinea yam), 1377 nucleotides long. RefSeq names its product probable F-box protein At4g22030. Lineage: Eukaryota; Viridiplantae; Streptophyta; Magnoliopsida; Dioscoreales; Dioscoreaceae. The record is from RefSeq and is a predicted model, not a curated record. The coding region runs from base 59 to 1333 and encodes 424 amino acids. The transcript has a single exon.